Messenger RNA from Penaeus monodon (black tiger shrimp), 2172 nucleotides. Its product is annotated as formimidoyltransferase-cyclodeaminase-like. Gene Ontology annotation, molecular function: folic acid binding; transferase activity. NCBI's taxonomy places the organism in Eukaryota, Metazoa, Arthropoda, Malacostraca, Decapoda, Penaeidae. The record is from RefSeq and is a predicted model, not a curated record. The transcript is spliced from 10 exons. Bases 114 to 1736 code for a protein of 540 amino acids.
AGGGCGCUUAGCAACGGUCCAGAAGGCCAAGGGAAGCAGUCCGGAGUGGGAGACGUGCGAGAGGAACCAACCCUAAAGAUAAUUAUUGCGUACCGGAACGCGCUCUGUCAAAGAUGGCGAAAAUUAUUGAAUGUGUGCCCAACUUCUCCGAAGGGCGAGAUAAGUCUGUGAUCGACGCCAUCGCCGAGUCCGUGCGCGUGACACCGGGGGUGACUCUGCUCGACGUGGACCCCGGCCACUCGACCAAUAGGACAGUAUACACCUUCGUCGGAGACCCGGAGAGCGUGGUCCAGGCCGCCCUCAACGCUGCCAAGGUCGCCUUCAAGUUAAUCGACAUGACCAAGCAUAAGGGUGAGCAUCCGCGAAUGGGAGCGCUGGAUGUGUGUCCGUUCAUCCCAGUUCGGGGCGUGAGCGUGGAGGAGUGCGUGGGCGUCGCUAAAGUGUUCGGACAGCGCCUAGCGGAGGAGGUGGGCGUUCCCGUGUUCCUCUACGGUGCCGCCUCCACCAGAGACUACCGGAAGACGAUGCCGCAGAUCCGCGCCGGGGAAUACGAAGGCCUGAAGGAAAAAUUAAAAAAGGAAGAGUGGGGUCCUGAUUACGGAACGCGUGAUUUCGUUCCCAGUUGGGGCGCUACUGUGACUGGCGUCAGGAAGUUCCUUAUCGCUUACAAUGUCAACAUGAUUGCCACCAAAGAGCAGGCACAUCGGAUUGCUCUGAACCUCCGAGAGCAAGGCCGCAGUCCCGACCAGCCAGGACGUCUGAAGUGCUGCCAGGCCAUCGGGUGGUACUUGCAGGAGCAGAACAUCGCGCAGAUUAGCAUAAAUCUCACGGACUUCGAAGUCACGCCUGUGCACAUUGCGUAUGAAGAGGCCAAGAAGGACGCCGAGGACCUGAACCUCGCCGUCACGGGCUCGGAGAUCGUGGGCCUGGUUCCUCUGGCGGCGAUCCUGCAGGCUGCGGAAUACUACAUCGAAAAGGAGAAGCUGUUUAUCCUCGAGGAAGAACAGAAGGUCCAUCUCGCCAUCAACCGCCUUGGCUUGACUACUAUAUCCUCCUUCAACCCAAAGGAGAGGAUCAUAGAGUACUGCCUCGAGAACCAAAACUCGAAUGCUCUGGCCAACAACACAGUGUCUCAGUUCAUCAGAAGUGUGGCAGCGCGAACGCCUGCACCGGGAGGCGGCUCUGUGGCCGCUACAGUCGCUGCCUUGGGUUCAGCACUAGGCGCCAUGGUGGGCCAGAUGACGUACGGCAAGCGGCAGUGGGAGGCCCUGGACACCACCAUGAGGCGCCUCCUCCCGCCCCUCCACAACACGGCCGUCGACCUCAUACCCGCCAUCGACGCCGACACCGCCGCCUUCAACGACUAUAUGGCCGCCCUCAAGUUGCCGCAGAAGACGGAGGCGGAGAAGGCGAAGCGGGAAGCGGCGGUGAAGGCAGCGACGGAGGCGACCAUCCGCGUGCCACUCUCCCUUAUGAGCACGAUCAACGGCACUUGGGACGCCCUUGCGGAGAUGGCGGGAGUCGGAAACGUCAACUGCAGAUCCGACCUUCAGGUGGGUGCUCGAUGCCUAGAAGCUGGGUCCUGGGGCGCCUAUUACAACGUGCUCAUCAACCUGGACAAUAUCACUGAUCCAGCCGCCAAAUCCAGCUACAUGGCCGAAGCGAACACCCUCUUGCAACGAGCCAAGCAAGGGUGCAGUGCCGUGCUUCAGGCGGUGGAGGAGAGGCAGAAGUAAACAAUGGGAAAGGGAGAAUAACUGUAAAGGUUGAUGAGGAUUUGAGGCGUUUUAGCUUGAUUCUUUUUUGUUUUUUGUUAUUUUUUUAACUCAUUCAUGAAUAAUGUGAAAACAUGAACUAAGAAUGAUAUAAUUCUGCCUUUGUAAGAUUUGUUUCAUCAUUUACUGUAUUCGCUUUGCAAGACAUAAAAUGAUAUAUGAACUGUCCCUGAAAGAUUUCUUUCGUAAAAGGAGUAAAUUACUAACUUAAGUCGAUGUAUGAAAUAUGCUUUGUACGUGAAGUCAUCUGCAUUUGGACAUACACUGCAGAUUUUUAUCAAUGUUGCUCUCAAAUCCGUACCACGAAAUCACAUUGCUCAAUAAUAAGUUGCUCAAUAACAGGCAAGGAAAAUAUAUAUCCCUAUAAUGAGAAAUAAAUGUUGAAUUCUGGUGGUAA